AUGAAGUCAUUUGUGAAUAAGCCAGGUACCGGAAAAGCUGAGUUUAACAAUGUUCCAUUUGAAGAGGACCCUACAGAAUACAGGACAGUUCAGUAUUAUAUUCAAGCUUUGUUAAAGAAAUAUCCAAAUGAUAUUGAUCGCCUGGUCAAAUGCCCUGAGAAGCUCGACAAAAAUAGCUGGAUUUAUGCAAGCUUCAGACAAUUCCUUAAAGAAAUAAAUUACUUCGCUUACGAACAUAGAUUUGUUAGUACAGCCGAAACAAUGCCUAAAAUGCAAUUUACAAUCAACGGAAAUUUCGUCGAAUGCAGAUCCGCUGCUAAAAAUCCACCAGCUCCUGUUCCAGCUAUAGAUUACAUCACUCAAACUGUUGAUAUGGCAACAGUUGCUAUCUUAGACCAAACAAAGUUCCCAUCAGGUGUUAUCAAUCCUGAUGGACUUAAUCUUAUUAUGACAUAUAUGCGCCGUCUUUAUCGUGUUUUUAGCUAUUCUUAUAUUUGCCACAGAGAAGUUUUUGAUGAGCUAGAAGAGAAAACACAUUUAUGUGAGAGAUUUACAAGAUUCGCUCGCGAGUUCAAUUUGAUCCAAGCUCAAGAUAUCCACAUUCCAGACUCAUAUUUCGAACAAAAGAGAAAUCAGGAGCAGCAGCAACAGCAGCAAUAA
Molecule: messenger RNA, 660 nt
Organism: Trichomonas vaginalis G3
Lineage: Eukaryota; Parabasalia; Trichomonadida; Trichomonadidae
Product: MPS One Binder (MOB) kinase activator-like family
Exons: 1
Coding region: 1-660 (219 amino acids)
Cellular component (GO): cytoplasm
Source: RefSeq, a predicted model, not a curated record